Molecule: messenger RNA, 5574 nt
Organism: Paramacrobiotus metropolitanus
Lineage: Eukaryota; Metazoa; Tardigrada; Eutardigrada; Parachela; Macrobiotidae
Exons: 13
Coding region: 286-5100 (1604 amino acids)
Biological process (GO): positive regulation of transcription by RNA polymerase II
Cellular component (GO): Ino80 complex; MLL1 complex; NSL complex
Molecular function (GO): protein binding; G-quadruplex RNA binding
Source: RefSeq, a predicted model, not a curated record
AUGUGCAAACCAGCAAACACAAAAAUUCCAGUUCUUAGUCCAAGUUGUCAUUUAUUUUCAAAUCAAAGUGCUUCCAUUCCUUUUCUGUGAUUUAUAACCGGAAGUUUUAAGAUGAUGGAGCCGCGUGUACUGAUUCAGAUUUCAGAUAAUCGACAUUUGUUUGAUUGUAUUGCUCAGGACGUUAUAGAAAUUUUGUGAAAAUCACUCUGGGUACGCUCAGUUCCACGACUAGUAUCGCACUCCAAUGUUGCGUUGAUUGCUUCGUUUAUUGUCUGAUUUCUGAGCAUGUCUGGAAACCAGGAACCUCGCCGUUCAGCCCGCCUGCAAACGCGGGAUCCCCAUCAAAAGUCCAAGCUUCAUGAAGAUUUUGAAACUGAAACGAAAAAGCCACCCGCUAGCGCGAAUGCUGCUGCUGUUGUCGGGACAAAGAACAAGCGUGGCAGACCGUGCAAGCCAAAACCUACUGAUGAUGAAGCACAUGCUACUGCUAGUAAAGACCCAGAAGUUGUUUCUGGGAAUGCUGGUGACAAGCUUGCAACGGAUUCGUCUUCCAGUUCAACGGUAUCUCAGAUGGACAAUGAGGCUCCUGCUGUUGCAGCCGUGAUAUCAGACAGCGAAGCUGGUGGCUCAUCAGCAGCGAAACAACAGACCAACAAGAGCUCCGUGCCCAAGAGGCUGGCCCACACACGCUCGCUCGAACGGAAACCAGGCAGGCCACCAGGGAGACCACCUCUUAGUGGAGAUACAAUGCCUGCCUCAACCAGUAGUUUGGCCAGCGAGAAAUCUUUGGAUUCAGCUGCUGCCGUUUCCCGUCCAGUGAAGUCUCCAGUUAUUGUCACCCAGCGAUCGGGUACAAGUUUGCCUGUUUUCACCAAACCAGCCACCAGAAUGACGUCCAUCGUUAAAACUCCUCUGGCUGCGGCUGUCGUAAAACCCCCGGUAAGAGCAGAGGGAAAGGAAUACGCCAGUAUUCUCUCGGUUGGCCGACCAAGAAGUUCCACAACUGGUGCAGAACAACCCGAGAAGCACCGACUGGUUGUUCCUUUUCGCGACCCGUCGACAUUCGAAGCCAAAGAUGCCAAAAUCGAGCAUGCGAUUACCACUCCCGAACCCGUUCCAUUGCGACGCUAUUCCACAGGAAUAGGGAAGCAGGAGCUGGCUGCCGAUAAUGGGAAGCCUCCUGCAGCACCGUCCAAAGGCGAUUUCACUGUGGAGAGGAUCACCAGACCACGGGCUGUAUCAUCACAUGUGCCUAAGAAAACCAAUGUCGCGGAGAAAUUGUCAGGCGAUUCUGCGAGUGCGGUGCUAAAAAGCAGAAAAGAGCCCGAUGAUAGCGAUGUUACCGGAAGCAUAAGCGGAUCAAGUGGCGUCAGUAUUGCGUCUACUGGAGCUUCCAGCGGAAAAAGUGUCUCCAGUGUUACAGAAAAGAACACCGUACAACCUCCUGCCCAUGCGAAUGAACCACCACAGAGGACACUCAAAAUUGAGCCCAGUGUUAACCCGAGAUCAUCUAAUCGCCCGGGCAGACUUGUGGUGUCUCAAGAUCAAGUCAGUCGUGCCAGCUCGUCGCACAGUGCUUCGUCAGAAGAGAUAGCUAAUAAGCAAAUACCGAAGUUGAUUUUGCAAAAAGUCAAGAAAAAUCCUACCGUUUGUGUUCGCACACCUGUUUCUGUGGGACAGAGCACACCAUCUUUCCGAUCAAAUCCCAUUUCGCCGCAUAUUUCACCUGAGAAGGCGAAGGUGACUCCUCCUCUGUCGGAUUCUGGUACCAUCAAAAAGGCAGCAAAGUCUGUUCAAAAGAUACCAACGGGUACCAGUGUGAUAAUUAGGCGAGGUGAUAUAAAUAAAGCGCCAUUACCGGAUGUUCCUGUUGUAUCUACGGAAUCAUCACGUAAUAUCCCACCUUCGACCGUUACCGCUGAGACUAAGCCAGCUCAAACAGGUACUAUUAAUUCUGUUGCUACAAUGGACAUGUGUCCUGCGGUCGUGGACUCCAUGUCUUCAUCGCACGUGGAUGAAACAAUUGAUGAAGUUUCCAAAGGAAACUUCGUGCGCUCAAUUGAUUCUGAUUCUACUUUGACAGCCUCUGAGACAGAAGCAAUUGAAGCUCGGAUGAGGGAGAAUCGCAAGACGAAAAAAGAUCCCGACUCACCCAAACGACCUGUCAAUAAGCGCCAGAAAAUAGAUGGAGGAGCUUCUGUGGAUCCCUUGGUGGCUAUCCAAGGCUCAUCGGGACGGAAAAGCAAGAAGGACGUUGGUUCUCCAAAAAAAGCAUCGAAUUAUGGAGAGAAGAAGCCAGUUCGUAGCAGUUCACCCGGGACAGUGACUAUCAAAACUGAACCGAAUUCUGUUGAGGAUGAAGUAAAACGCGAGAAGCCGACGUUCGAUUCCAAUCCGAUGCCGAUGGAUCCGGACACGAAUGAGUCCGAAAAUCGCGUGGGUACUCCGACUGUUCCGCAGACCAACGGAAAGGAGGCCAGUAAUGGGACUGAUGCUGCUCCACCGGUAGAGGUCAAGCCGGACAUACCAAAACUGGCGUAUGUGUUUGUCAGUAUGGAAGAUUUCAGUGAUUCGGAGGAUGACUGUUCCAGUUUGAUUAGUGACGAUCUUUCUGUUGAUUCUCUGACAAGUCGGAAAUUAUUAACUCAGAGCGUUUCCGUGCCUUGCCCAUCUGUAGAACCUAUGGAAGAAGUACAGGAUACACGAUUCCGCACUCGAAUGCGAUCCAUGUCCGUUUUGUCUGAUGGACCAAUGGAUGUGGCCAGUCCUGUUCCUCUGAAUAAUAUCGUGCCAACCAAUGAUGUUUCGCAGAUUACGACUGCUGCCCCUGCGACAGAGAAAGGUUCCCAUAAGAAAAAGAGUGCUGCCCAGAAGGAGGUGCACAAGAUUGGUACCAUGCCGCUGACGGAUCUCGGCAGAUGGAAGCCUAGAGACGACAUGAAGUUGAUUAUGGCGGUGCUGGAAUAUCGUGAUCUGUUGGUGGUUCACAAGCACGCGAAGUUCUCUUGCCACUUCACUUACGUGGAAAUACAGGAAAGAUGGUUUAACCUUCUCUACAACAAGAAAAUUGCCAAGGCUGCAUGCCAAGCAAUGCGUUCCUCCCCUCCCGAUAUCAUGCGCAGUGUCCAAAGAGAAACCCCGUUCACCGAAGCGGAAGAGGCGUUGCUGCUGGAAAUUCCGUUGAUUGCUGAACCCGUCGACAUUUCUACAUUCGAAGUGAUGCUGGAAGCUAAUCCGAACGUUUUCCCACCGUUUCGAGUGGCGGAAGAUCUCUACAAGCAUUGGCAAGUGUUGCUGGCCGAAGGGCGGAUUGAAAAUUCUGACACGAUUUGCACGGUACCAGAAGAUAGUGUCGUAAUUAACACCGAGCGGAUAACCAGCUUUGCUGAAAUGGAAUCGAAGAUGAAAGAUGCGGAUUUGAAGAAUUGGACGCACGUCAGUGGUGAAUUCGCCUAUGAAAUGGAUAAACUCCACCGGCAGAAUAGGGAACGGUUGAUGAAUGUGGAUAAAGAAAUUGAGCAUUUACGGUUUCUUUUAGAAAAGGCCAUGAAUUACGAAUUACCGGAUUUUACGCGACCGGAGUUUUCCUCACCCCAAGAUCGCAGUUUUGUUGCGGUGCUUCUUGGUCAGCGUGCAAAAUAUGGAUUAAGAACUGGAAAAGUUUCAUUCGGUCGCUGCGUGCCCGGGCAUAUUGUGGACGUUGAUCUUUCUGUAGAAGGCUAUGCAGGACGAGUGUCAAGGCUGCAGGGUUACGUCAUCUUGGAACGAAAUGGGAUAUUUCGCAUCGAAAACCACGGUCGACGUCCCAUUACGGUAGACGAAAAAGUGCUGCAUUACGGAGAUUUCUGCGUAUUGCCAGAUGAAGCAGUAGUUCAGAUCUCCGAUAUCUUUCUCCAGUUUUUCGUAAAUACUAGUCGCGUGCUGCGCUUUCUACGGCAGAAAUAUUAUGGUGAAUGGGUUUCUGAUGAAGAAGGCGAAGAGCCAGAUAAAGACAGGAAAAAGGCGCUAAAGAACUCCAAGAAGGCUGCCAAGCCGAAGAAAGUUACGGAUGAGAGCAUAUCAGAUAUGAUACCACUGGAUAUUCAUAUUCCGCUUCCAUCGCAGCCAAAACCCAAGAAGGCGCGUGCUAAGCCAAAGAAACUCCCACCAGAAACAGACGCGUCUGCAAGUGUUGCUGCUGUUGUUCUGGACAAUGAAGCCGUACUACCGCCACCGAAACCGAAGAAACCAUCCCCGCGAAAGCCGAAACCGGCUCCCCCACCGAGUGAACCACCUGUAGACACUGCUCCUCCGCCUCCUGUCAGUCAGUCGCCGGCUAUGGAAUUUGCCAUGCGCUUAAUGGGGCAGAACCACAUGAAUAGUCCACCACGUCCACCCCCACCAUCGACGUUUAUGCAAACGAAUCAGCUGCUCCCCCCGACCCGUCCCGUUCUCGCGCAUCCAGCCUUCAGUUUGAUCCCUCCACUACCUCAUCACCUGAUCUCGUCGAGUGGCAUGUCCAGUCCCGUGACGUCACCCACCAUCUCCCCACCCCGGUCAUCGACGCUCACCGCGCUGCGGCUGCCUUCGAUCAGUGAUCUGGUGCCCAAAGCGGCGUCGCCCCUGCUCCAUAGUCCGAUUAUGGAGACACGCUCGCCGCUGACCUCUCCCAAAAGUUCUCCCACCCGUCCGCGGCCUAUGGUGCGUUCGCCGGUGAUGGUCCGCAGCUACGAACCGGCGCCGACCAAUCCGAACACGCCGCAUAUAAUGCGGGCGCCCCCGAUGCGGAGCUUUGCACCCAUGAUGGACAGUGGACAGCCGCCGCUGCCCACAUGGACGCUGGCACCUUUGCGGAACACGGCGCCUAGCAGUGAAUCACCAUCCGGAGUGAUGCGAGGAGGUGUCCCGCCGACGAGCCUGGUGGGUUUCUCUGUACUGUCGGCGGGUCCGGGGCUGCCAACGGCGGGCGCUAAAAAAUCUUUUAAUAAGGCCAAGACUGUGUGUGGUGGCCAGAUGGGUGCGAUGGCGGUUCAGAUGGGUGAUGUUCAGCAGCAGCAGAGGCUGGAGAACGGUGUGCAACAGGAGAGUAUGGUGUCCAAUCCAACGAGUACAUCGGCAUAAAUUUCAUGUUGCGUGGAAUUUGUUGCUUAGAGGUUUUCACCAUAUUGUUGAUUGUUGGCGACUACGUUUGUAGAGCACCCUUAUGCAGUUGAUGGAUGCUGGCGAAAAUAUUUAUUUUUGUGUUAAGUUUUUGAAUUAUUUUACAAUCCGGAAUAAGCUCUUCUUUGCCGUGAUAGUUUUUUUGAGUUGUUUAAUAAUUACGCUGUGGGGAAAUUUUUGGUUACCAAAGAGUGCUUUGAUUGCACUUUGCAGUUUCGUUUCUGUAUUCGUUUUAAUACAACAGUUGGAAGGUGUGAUCGAUCGGGUACCGACUGCAUCGAUUCUACUCUACAAUAUAUAGAGUACGUUCUUAAAACUUCGAGCAGCGACGGUUGCCGGUAUGUUCAUUUCUCACGCAUUCUUCGUUUUGUUGGCGGGAUGUUCUUUCUGAUUAAUGUCGAUUCUUUUAGUUGGUUAUUCUCUUGAUGCUUUUGG